GUACACUUGGCGAGCGAAACACCUGCCAAGCGAGAGAAAGAUGGACCACUCAAAGCAAAAGUUUAGCCCUUUGAUGUCCUGUUUGAAGCCACUGGAGGUGGCCGGAAAUGGCAUGUGGGUGUCCAUUAUCGGCGUGAAUCGACGUGGAGGAUGCUGGGAAUGGGUGCCUCAUGCAACCACCCAUUUGGCUGUCCCGCAGCUUCUCAAAUGACCCACCAGUGGAGGAGAACAUUACAAUUUUACUUCUUCAAUCUGUUUUGUAGCCCAUAAUUGUGAUUUCGAGAAUACCCCUGAUAUUAGGAGUCCAAAAACGGCGAGGCAAGGGACAACAGAAGAACAUCCGGGGCAUUUUCGUCUAAAAAAACUUGAACAGAUUCUCUCUGGCGAGAGCUCUUUCUACCUAUUCAUUGAACAUUUGCACACAUAUUUUCGUCUGUGGCAAGCCAGAUAUCUCUGAUCUCUCUGAUCUCUCUCUCUGAAAGUGAGAGUAAAGACCAGAGACAGAGAGAUCUAAUAAAGCAUUUUUAUAUAAAAUACAUGAUGAAUCUCAUCAUUAAACAAAUGUACCAAUAAAAACUCCCUACUCCCUUGCAGUACACAGAGAAUCUCGUCCAAAAUUCAGCUAUAAACUUCCAUUAUUGGACUCAUCUUUGCUCCUCGCUAUCUCUCGGAGAUUCUGACGUCAUCUUUUCGAUGCAACAUAUCCUCCAUUGAUUACCAUUGUUGAAGAAACAUCAAGGUUUAUAACGUAUCUGUCUCGCGCUGAGAUACUGUAAGGUAGCUGAGGACGGAUGUUUUUAAGGCAUUGAAAUUCCUUCGAGAUCAACAACUUAACAUCUACAAUUGCAGGAAGUAUGGUUCUCCUUAUUGUCCUUAUAAAGUUUGUUAUGGGACCUUGAUCUAUUUUCAAGAAAAUUUCCCAACCAGCAAAGUGUGUUCUUCAGGUUGCCCCUUGUGGCAGAGACUCUUCACUUACAUUAUACUAGCCAUCAUCACUACAGCAACAAUCUGUUACAGGCCAUGGCAUGCACUUCAAUGACUACUCCUUCUACUGCUGCCACAACUAUGGCUGCCAAAGACGUUUUCAAAGAUCAUAAAGGUCUUCGUCGUUCAGACUCCAGUAAAGAUCUGCGCAACCAAGCCGUACUCCGAAGAUCUGUCUCGGAGAACCAUCUUUGUCGUUCUGUGAGCCGUAUACAUGCUGCGUCAAUGCAGCCUAAGCUAAAGAGCAGCCGUUCAUUCGGGAUUUUUCCAUUCCAAAUUUCUAGCUCCCUAAUCCCAAAUUCACUUCGAACGUUUCUGUUUGACCCAGAAACAAGCAAAGACAUGGAUUUAAAUGUCACUACAGUUGAAACUUCAGUGGAGAGCAAUGAAGAAGAAGAGGUCAAAAGAGCAAAUUGGGUGGAGAGGUUAUUGGAGAUCAGAAGUUAUUGGAAGAAUAGGCAGCAGAAAGAGGGUAUAGAUGGAGAUGAAAUUUGUGAUGUGGAAGAAAAUGGUGACUGCAUUUUUUAUGGUGAUGAGGAUGGGUGCAUGGUAGAUUAUAACUUAGAGGAAGAAGAAGGAGAAAUGAAAUAUGAUAGUGAAACGUUUUCGAGAUUUUUGGUUCAUGUACCAUGGUCUGAUACCAAGCUAUUCUCUAAGCUGGCUUUCUUGUGCAACAUGGCUUAUGUUAUACCUGAAAUCAAGGCCAAGGAUUUGAGAAGAUCUUAUGCCCUACGAUUUGUAACAUCUUCCUUAGAAAAGAAAGCGGAGGCAGCUGCUAUAAAAGCAAAACUUGAUCAGGACUCUACACAUUUAACUGUUGAUUCCCUCAACAAAUCCAAAUCGGAUGAAAACAGUUACUCUGAGCUGAAGAAGCGUGCCCUUCGCACAUCUGUUUAUGAGAUUGCUGCCUCGGCAGCAUGUUAUGUUCAAUCACGCACAAAAAGCUAUACAUCUUGUAGCCCUGAGUUACAUAAUGAGUGUGGUUGUACAGAAGAUGCGGAGGGAGAAACCUCACCCCGUGUGUACAAAUCAGAAGUGGCUGCAGCAGUUGCAGCAUCAACAAUGACUGCAGUUGUUGCAGCAGGGGAGAAGGAAAAACAGAAGGCGGCAAAGGCCCUUCAGUCACUUCACUCAUCACCUUGUGAAUGGUUUGUUUGUGAUGACUUAAGCGCAUAUACUCGUUGCUUUGUGAUUCAGGGAUCUGACUCCCUGGCAUCCUGGCAAGCAAAUCUCUUCUUUGAACCUGCUAAAUUUGAGGGGACAGAAGUGUUUGUUCACAGAGGAAUUUAUGAAGCAGCAAAAGGAAUAUAUGAGCAGUUCAUGCCAGAAAUUAUCGAGCAUUUGACUACACAUGGAGAACGUGCCAAGUUCCAAUUUACUGGUCAUUCCCUUGGGGGUAGUCUUGCUCUUUUAGUCAACUUGAUGCUUCUUACCAAGAAGGUUGUCAAGCCUACUGCUCUUCGACCAGUAGUCACCUUCGGCUCACCAUUUGUUUUUUGUGGAGGCCAAAAGAUACUGAAUGAUCUGGGGUUGGAUGAUGGCCAUGUCCACAGUGUGAUGAUGCAUAGAGAUAUUGUCCCAAGAGCUUUCUCCUGCAACUACCCCAACCAAGUCGCCCAAGUCCUCAAGCGUUUAAAUGGCUCCUUCCGAUCACAUCCCUGUCUGAUUAAGAAUAAACUGCUGUACUCUCCACUUGGUAAAUUAUUCAUUCUCCAACCUGAUGAAAAGUCAUCUCCUCGACACCCUUUCCUCCCUCCGGGAAGUGCUCUCUAUGAAUUAGACAAGACCCGACGUGGGUACUCCACAAGUGUCCUAAAUGCAUUCCUCAACUGUCCCCACCCACUGGAAACUCUAAGCGAUCCUACAGCUUAUGGUUCAGAAGGUACAAUCUUAAGAGACCACGACUCGAGCAACUAUCUGAAGGCCGUGAAUAGGGUUCUAAGGCAAAAUACACAAGUGGUUGUUCACAAAAUAUCGAAAGAGAGAAAUCUAUUGUGGCCACUGCUCUCUUCACCGUCUCCACAUUCAUGGAACCAUGAAAACAAUUUGGAGAGCAGCAUGUUAGUGACCAAAGAGGUAAUCACCGUGUAAAGCAAUUUUGCAGGGUUUCUCCAACCAUUAUAUAAAUACGACCCUGAAUCAAUAAUUUCUGUAAUUUUUUUUUCUUUUUUUUUUUAAUCCGUUUGUUGUAUAUAUUCUUGCAUAUGUACAUCUGAUAAACUCUUUAACUCUAUUUGUGCUGUCAUUCAGCACUGACUAACUCCUUAAUAAACACCCAAUGUUUCUUCCUGCAAA
Messenger RNA from Hevea brasiliensis (rubber tree), 3279 nucleotides. RefSeq names its product phospholipase A1 PLIP1, chloroplastic. The coding region runs from base 1021 to 3075 and encodes 684 amino acids. The record is from RefSeq and is a predicted model, not a curated record. Gene Ontology annotation, molecular function: glycerophospholipid phospholipase A1 activity. The transcript has 7 exons. NCBI's taxonomy places the organism in Eukaryota, Viridiplantae, Streptophyta, Magnoliopsida, Malpighiales, Euphorbiaceae. Gene Ontology annotation, biological process: lipid metabolic process.